Molecule: messenger RNA, 1905 nt
Organism: Esox lucius (northern pike)
Lineage: Eukaryota; Metazoa; Chordata; Actinopteri; Esociformes; Esocidae
Gene: riok1
Product: RIO kinase 1 (yeast)
Exons: 17
Coding region: 176-1819 (547 amino acids)
Biological process (GO): maturation of SSU-rRNA
Cellular component (GO): cytosol; preribosome, small subunit precursor
Molecular function (GO): protein serine/threonine kinase activity; ATP binding
Source: RefSeq, a predicted model, not a curated record
AAGCGGCUCCGUAUGAACCAGCUUUUCGAUUUCGCUUUUUGAACCAUCGCAGUAUCCGUUAACACAUGGACGGAAGUGUAUGGAAACAUCUUUAUGUUUCGCACGAGUACGUUUUGCACAGUUAACACUACCUGAUUCACUUAAGUAUAUCUGACAUUACUCACGGUUAAUUGAAAUGUCCAUGGCCCAGAUUGUACCAGGACAGUUUGAUGAUGCGGAUGAAUCAGAAAGUGUUUCCGCUACCCAACCAGCUGAGGAGAUGCCAGCAUUGGAGUGCCGGAUCAAUGGAGUUACUCUGGAUACACAAAAUCAGGACUUUUAUGACGACGAUGAUGUUGAUGAAGAGGAUGAUGAUGACGAUGAUUGGGACUGGACUGAAAAGGGAGACUUGACAAAACGCUAUGCAUCUAGUAGAACAGGAAUGAAUCACCAGGCUAAUAAACAAAACCCAAGUAACAAAUCUCUGAAACUGUCAACCCCAAGUGACAAGGCUCUGAGGAAAUUUGAACACAAGAUUAACUUAGAUAAGCUAAACUAUGCUGACUCUGUGAUCAACAAGGUAACUGUCAUGCAGAAACAACGAGACGCUGACACGUUUCGGGUGAAAGACAAAUCAGAUCGGGCUACGGUUGAGCAGGUGCUGGACCCGCGCACGCGAAUGAUCCUGUUUAAGAUGCUGAGCAGGGGCGUCAUUUCCGAGAUCAACGGAUGCAUCAGUACGGGCAAAGAGGCAAAUGUUUACCACGCGACGACAGCCAACGGUGAGAGCAGAGCCAUCAAGAUCUACAAGACCUCAAUCUUGCUGUUCAAGGACCGUGACAAAUAUGUCAGUGGCGAAUUCAGGUUCCGCCAUGGCUACUGUAAAGGAAACCCGAGGAAGAUGGUUCGAACCUGGGCGGAGAAGGAGAUGAGGAACCUCAUUCGGUUGCAGACCGCUGGUAUCCCGAGUCCUGAGCCCAUUAUGCUCCGGAGCCACGUCCUCCUCAUGAGCUUCAUCGGCAAGGAUGACAUGGCUGCUCCUCUGUUGAAGAACGCCUCCCUGUCCGAGUCCAAGGCCCGGGAGCUUUACCUGCAGGUGAUACAGAACAUGAGGACCAUGUACCAGGAUGCCCGGCUGGUUCACUCGGACCUCAGUGAGUUCAACAUACUGUACAACGAUGGUGAGGCCUACAUCAUUGACGUGUCUCAGUCCGUGGAACACGACCACCCUCACGCCCUGGAGUUCCUGCGUAAGGACUGUGCCAACAUCAACGACUUCUUCCUGAAGCGCGGUGUUGCGGCGAUGACAUUGCGCGAACUCUUUGAAUUUGUCACGGAUCCGUCCAUCACUAGAAGCAACAUCAACCUCUACCUGGAAAGGGCAAUGGAAAUAACUUCUGAGAGGACAGCAGAGGAGAGGUCCAAUCAGGACAGUGUGAAUGAAGAGGUGUUCAAGAACGCGUACAUUCCGCGCACGCUUACAGAGGUGAGCCACUACGAACGCGACGUCGACGCCAUGAGGGACGAGUCACCAGGCAACAUGCAUAAUGACAGUGUCCUGUAUCAAACUGUGACCGGUCUGAAGAAGGAUUUGUCCGGCGUUCAGACAGUGCCUGCCCUGCUGCAGGGCUGUGAGGAGAGCUCAAGUUCAGAGGAUGAAGAAACGGAUGAGGACGAAGACGGUGACAAACAAGAGGCUGCAGGAGAGGAUUCACUGGUGGACAAGAAGGAAAAGAAGAAAUUGGCAAAAGAAGCCCAGAGAGAGAAAAGAAAAAACAAAGUUCCAAAACAUGUGAAGAAGCGAAAGGAGCGGGUUUCAAAGAUGAAGAAAGGGAAAUGAGUGGACUAAGAAUGAUGUAUUUCUGUGACAUUUACAGCAACUUCACAUCUGCAGGCUUUGUAAACAAAUAAAUUGCUAUUACAUUA